This is a messenger RNA of Trichomycterus rosablanca, 945 nucleotides long. RefSeq lists its product as uncharacterized. The transcript has 7 exons. The coding region runs from base 1 to 945 and encodes 314 amino acids. The record is from RefSeq and is a predicted model, not a curated record. Lineage: Eukaryota; Metazoa; Chordata; Actinopteri; Siluriformes; Trichomycteridae.
AUGUCAGGGAAGAAACAGAAGAGUAUUCUUUCGUUUUGGGCGGCUCAGCCAUCAAAAAAGGUUUCCGGGUCAGAUGAGGUAGGCCUACCGGUGGAAGAGGCCGUGUUUGAGACAGCAAGGGAGACGUUAGGGGAGAUAGUGAGAGUGGAGACUGAAGAAGUGACAGUGGAAGAGAGUAAGGAGGCGACUGAAGAAGAGAGUGUGGAGACAAGAAGAGCUGAAGUUAAAGUGGCUGCUGUGGCCGUGGUGCAGCACGAUGUUCCAUUUGCCAUGGAGGAACAUUUCAGUCCAUUGUUCAGGGAUUGCUUCAAGGACUCUGUCACAGCACAGCAUUACAAAUGUGCCAGCACAAAAACAACGUGCAUGAUAAACGAAGCUGUGGCACCGCAUUUUAGGGAGGAGCUGGUCACCAAGAUGAAGACCAAUCCCUUCACUCUAAUAAUAGAUGGAUCCAAUGAUACAGGACGAGAGAAAAUGAACCCCCUCACGGUCAGAGUGUUUGACGGCAAGGCUGUUGUUCACAGACAGAGAUUUUUGGAAGUGACUGGAUUUGACCCCGAAGAUCUUGCAGUGGAUGUUGGGCACUGGUUUAGAGGCAGUACGAACCGUAAAGAAUUCUGUGAGUUGCACGAAUACGACUAUAUGGAGAUACUUCAGCGUAUUUCCAUUCGUUGGCUGAGCCUGGAGCGGUGUUUGACACGGAUUCUACAGCAAUAUGAGCCACUCACCAGCUAUUUCAAGUCGUCAAAUGAGAAACAACCAAGGUUCAGAAGGCUGGUGGAUGCAUUCUGUAACCCACUGACAGAGGUCUACCUGCUCUUCUAUCAUGCAACGUUGCCAGCCUUCUCCUUCAGAGAGAGAAAUCCUCAAUCUUCCUUCUCUAUGAAGAGGACAGAAGCAGAAUAUUGGGUUUACAACCCGAGCAACGCUCAGCAGGCUCCUUGA